Molecule: messenger RNA, 2406 nt
Organism: Sorex fumeus (smoky shrew)
Lineage: Eukaryota; Metazoa; Chordata; Mammalia; Eulipotyphla; Soricidae
Gene: ARAF
Product: A-Raf proto-oncogene, serine/threonine kinase
Exons: 16
Coding region: 46-1977 (643 amino acids)
Biological process (GO): protein phosphorylation; signal transduction
Cellular component (GO): cytosol; mitochondrion
Molecular function (GO): protein kinase activity; ATP binding
Source: RefSeq, a predicted model, not a curated record
AAUAGCAAGAGUCCGAGGAGCAGUGGAGGCGGACUCAAUGAGGAAAUGAGAAGACUGGCCCAAGAUGGAGGCAACCGCGGCCGCUGCAGCGUGACAGGAACCUCAUGGCACCAGCCUGGUCUCACCUCAGCCCAUCUUGACAAAGUCUUAGGCUCCAUGGAGCCUCCACGGGGCCUCCCUGCCAAUGGGGCUGAACCGUCCCGGACAGUGGGCACUGUCAAAGUAUACUUACCCAACAAGCAACGCACGGUGGUAACUGUCCGGGAUGGCAUGAGUGUCUACGACUCUCUAGACAAGGCCCUGAAGGUGAGAGGUCUCAAUCAGGAUUGCUGUGUGGUUUACCGGCUCAUCAAGGGGAGAAAGACAGUCACUGCCUGGGACACAGCCAUUGCCCCUUUGGAUGGUGAAGAGCUCAUUGUGGAGGUUCUCGAAGAUGUCCCACUGACCAUGCAUAAUUUUGUACGGAAGACCUUCUUCAGCCUGGCAUUCUGUGACUUCUGCCUUAAGUUUCUGUUCCAUGGUUUCCGCUGCCAAACCUGUGGCUACAAGUUCCACCAGCAUUGUUCCUCCAAGGUGCCCACAGUCUGUGUCGACAUGAGCACCAACCGCCAACAGUUCUACAACAGUGUCCAUGAUUUGUCUGGAGGCUCCAGACACCACGAGGCUCCCCUGAAUCUCCCCUUGAAUGAGCCACUAAGUCCUCAGGGUCCCAGCUCCUGCACUCAGAACUGCAGCCCUGAGCACUUCCCCUUCCCUGCUCCAGCCAAUGCUCCCCUCCAGCGCAUCCGGUCCACAUCCACCCCCAAUGUCCAUAUGGUCAGCACCACAGCCCCCAUGGACUCUAGCCUCCUCCAGUUCACUGCCCAGAAUUUCAGCACUGAUGCUGUUGGUGGUAAAGGUGGUGGUGAUGGAGCCCCGCGUGUGAGCCCCAACCUAGCCAAUGUGUCCUCGGGGAGGAAGUCUCCACAUUCCAAGUCCCCAUCAGAACAGCGGGAGCGGAAAUCCUUGGCUGAUGAGAAAAAGAAAGUGAAGAAUCUGGGGUACCGGGACUCGGGCUAUUACUGGGAGGUGCCACCCAGUGAGGUGCAGCUGCUGAAGAGGAUCGGGACAGGCUCGUUUGGCACUGUGUUUCGCGGGCGGUGGCAUGGUGAUGUGGCCGUGAAGGUUCUCAAGGUCGCCCAACCCACAGCCGAGCAGGCUCAGGCCUUCAAGAACGAGAUGCAGGUGCUCAGGAAAACUCGACAUGUCAACAUCUUGCUGUUCAUGGGCUUCAUGACCCGACCGGGAUUUGCCAUCAUCACACAGUGGUGUGAAGGCUCCAGCCUCUACCACCACCUGCAUGUGGCCGACACACGCUUCGACAUGGUCCAGCUCAUUGAUGUAGCCCGGCAGACUGCCCAGGGCAUGGACUACCUCCAUGCCAAGAACAUCAUCCACCGAGAUCUCAAGUCUAACAAUAUCUUCCUACACGAGGGGCUCACCGUGAAGAUUGGUGAUUUCGGCCUGGCCACAGUGAAGACACGCUGGAGUGGGGCCCAACCAUUGGAGCAGCCUUCAGGCUCUGUGCUAUGGAUGGCGGCAGAGGUGAUUCGAAUGCAGGACCCGAACCCGUACAGCUUCCAGUCAGAUGUCUAUGCCUACGGGGUUGUGCUGUACGAGCUGAUGACCGGUUCACUGCCUUAUAGCCACAUCGGUAGCCGUGACCAGAUUAUCUUUAUGGUUGGCCGUGGCUAUCUGUCCCCGGACCUCAGCAAAAUCUCCAGCAACUGCCCCAAAGCCAUGCGGCGCCUGCUGUCUGACUGCCUCAAGUUCAAGAGGGAGGAGCGGCCUCUCUUCCCCCAGAUCCUGGCCACGAUUGAGCUGCUGCAGCGGUCACUCCCCAAGAUUGAGCGGAGUGCCUCCGAACCCUCCUUGCACCGCACCCAGGCUGAUGAGUUGCCUGCCUGCUUACUCAGCGCAGCCCGCCUAGUGCCUUAGGCUCUGCCCAAGCCACCAGGGAGCCAGUCUCAGCCUGCCAUGCCAAGGAGUCCUGCCCACUGACCAAUCAGUGCUCCCUCUCUGCUCAACACUGCCUCAGGAGUCCCUCAUCCCUACCCUGGGAGAUGAGCGAGUCCCCAGUUUCUUUUCCAGUUGCUCUGGAAUUAGGCUCCCCAAAGACUCAGAGCCCUGCUGCCUCCAUAAUUUGGUUUCCUCUUGACUUUGGAGAUACUUUAAAUUUGAGAGAUCCUCCAUCAUCUCCAAUGGCUGGGAUUUGUGACUGGGAUUCCACUCAAUCUCUCUGGACUUUGUACCUGAAGUGCCUUCCACUGGAUUUGGGGUCCCCAGCACCCGUGUGGAUGGGGGGGCGGCUUCUGUGUCUUCCCAAAGACCCUCCCCCCUUUCUUCACCAAGAAGCACAGAAUUCUG